AUGAUUAAAACCCCGUCAGAUUUCUCCUCCUGCGAGAAAUUGAAUUCAAUGCAGCGUGCAUCUUCCACAAGGAUGAUUCACCUCACCGACAACGAUGCCGACACAACUGCACGUGUUUGGAAGGCUUUGAUGAUCUGUUUACAUGUCGCUACUGCCGCCAACAAGCCCCCUGAAGCCGAAUGUGUUCCCACCGUUACAGGCCCUGUUUGUUUACAUAACGUGAUGGGAAUUCGGCAGUUGGGAGGUGUUGUUGGGUGCAAGGAGGGCGGGGGGUGGGAGGGGCGCAACGCCUGGUCCAAAUGUCACGCUCCUCUGGGGCACGUGCAGUCUAACUUGGCAGCCAUGGAGACGCCCCUUGCAGUCAUCAAUCAGAUGUGA
Messenger RNA from Mesocestoides corti, 378 nucleotides. The record is from the annotation of a GenBank genome assembly. NCBI's taxonomy places the organism in Eukaryota, Metazoa, Platyhelminthes, Cestoda, Cyclophyllidea, Mesocestoididae.